AUGGGGGACCUGUGAGAGACAAGUUAUAAAAACAAUGGUCAACACUCAAGUAGCAGAAACUGCUCUAUGCUGACUAAGAUUAUUACUGUUAUCAUUGUUUUCACAGGCAGGCUCAGUACCAUUCGUUAGCUGAUAUUGAUGUCUAAUAAAUAACUUCAGACAAUAAGUUGAAACUGUUGGUGACACUUAUAAGCAGUAUAUAGGCCUACACAGUUAAUAAAAUAUGUUCAACACACUACAAUAUAAUUAUAAGCAGAUUUAACUGUUUAUUAGUGUAUUUAUUAACAACUAUAACUUUCUCAUAAAUACAGGGACUUUAAAUGUCACCAAUUUUCUUUUGAUCAACUAAUCAAUAACCAAUCGAAUAAUGUUUCCAGCACUACCUCAAACAAAUUUAAGCGAACCAUCAACGUGGCCUGAUGAAAUGAGCCAUUACUGCUUCAUACUACAAUGAUGAAGAUUUAAAAAAGGAUUUCUAAAUAAUGUCCAUGAAGCAGAAUGUAUGUAACAUUUUCUUCUUUGCAACACAAACAAUAUUUGAACAGUUGACAACAGACAUUUGGAGCAUGUUCUGCAUUACACAAGGUUAGAUUAAAACAUAGCAUUACUUCAGGCUGUCCAGUCUGUUGCGCCACCCUCCGCUCCAGCAGGGCGCGCCACUGAGGCUUCGUUUGCUUAUUUGAACUCUGUGAUUUUUAUCAGGCUGCCAGAGAAACCGGAGUAAACCACCAGCAGGGAGAGAGUGUGUGUGUUUGUAUGUGUGUAUGUGCCAGAGGAUUAAAUACUAUUCUCAAAACUACACCUUUUUCAAGUCGAAAUGCAUCCGGUGAGGGUGUCGAUCCCGUCGUUUCGUUCAGAGAACAACUCGAUCGAGAGAGGAUACACGGUAUUUAAAAUUGACGUGUUGAUGAAUGGCCGACAGCACACGCUUGAGAAACGCUACAGCGAAUUCCACGCCUUGCAUAAAAUGCUGAAGAAGAGCAUAAAACCACCUGAGAUCCCUUCAAAGCAUGUUAGAAACUGGGUCCCCAAAGUCCUGGAGCAGAGGAGACAAGGUCUGGAGCUCUACCUGCAGACUGUAAUUAUGGAAAAUGAGGUUCUUCCAAAGAUAUUCCUGGAUUUCCUGAAUAUCCGCCACUUUCCUUCAGUGCCAAAAACAGAAAGCUGUGGGUCAUUUGAUACGGAAUCGGAGGAAUCCAGCAAACUUUCACAUCAGCCAGUCCUGCUGUUUCUGAGAGACCCCUACCUGCUGCCAUCUGCGCGUGAUGCUUUUUCUAACGUUGUGAUUGAAGGUGUGAUACAUGGAGUUUUCUACCCAGAUCUUCAACCAAGGUAGAGGGGUGCAGAUCUGAAUCUGAGGAAAUACCUCUACAAACGGAUGCUUCAUAUUUUCACACCAUUUUAGGUGUGCAUCAGCAAGGACAUAACAUGUCACAAUAAACUGAGCCUCAUUUAUAUUUCCCAAAGCUUAUAACAAAAUCCAUACAUUUAAAAAAAAAAAAAAAAAAAGGAUGCCUAAUCUCUCAAUAAAUCACUGGCACCACUUUUUACAACAUAAAAUUAUAAUCUGUUGCCCUCAGUUGUUAUUAACAUCCAUAUUAUUGACCCAUAUUUCAAUGAAUUUGCCCAAUUCUCUUCCAAAAAUAGUUUGUUUAAAAAUUUAACUGUGAGUCAGAUCAACACGUUAAUGUUGUAAUGUUUUGAGACAUUACAAUCAGAAUAAUUAGGAAAAGAUAUUAUCAAUUAUUUUCAGGAAUGAUAGAGCUUAAUACAUUAAUAAAUUAUCUUUUAUUUUCCUGAGUGAAAUAAACAAUUAGGAUAAAAACUGAAGAUAUAAACAGGAGGAAAGUAGUAAAGAAGAAUUUUUUUUUUGAGCGUUUAGUUUGCCAAUACCAUAACUUUUUGAAUGGUUCUCCAGCUCUGAGGAACCAGAGGGAAACCAGCUGGACUAAAGGUUUGCCAGAGAAGCGUUCUUUUUGGCCUGUAAGGACAAAUCACAGGGUUGGGAGUGUGGAGCUGGACCAUGGCCUGCAAACAGGGAGGUGCCACCACAUUGGAUCUGUUUUGAGCUGCCAAAUGGAGCCAGCUGAGGGAGUGUAGAGGGACAACGUGGAUGAAUGUUUGAAAGAGGGCGUUCUGGGAGAAUUGACAGCAAUGUGCCACAUGAUAGGGGGCCAUGAUUUGAGCUUUUUGUUUCAGUGAUUUGGGCCUUCAUUGAGCAUUAGAUGUCUGUGAAGGAAUAUUGUAGUGUUAGCAAGCUCUGGGCGAGCAGCUCAGUUUGAUCUGGUCAGGAGCUCGAAGGUUUGGGCACAGAGCCAAUUUGAAAUGUAACCACACUGUAUAGAAAUAUGUGGCAUAACCUUUAGUAAAGAAAGACAUGUUUACCUUGAGAUUGGUGUCACCGGAGUUGCAGAAAACGGAUGUUGACACAGCAAUAAGGACAGAAUUAAGGUGACUUGUCCGUCUCUUACUCAUGCCUCAGCGCUUUCUUCACUUGGGAUAUCUUCCUCCCUCUACAGCUCUGCCCACAUGACAUAUGAGGGAGGGAAGCAGUGAGAUAUGAGCAAAAUCACAGGGUUUGAACUGCUAUUGCAAUUCCACACUACACAUGACCUCUCUCUCCUACUUGACCAUGAAGAAAAAUCGAAGGAGGACAUUUAAUCUAGUUAUAGUCUGUGCACAAUUGUGCUCUAUUAAUCAUUAAAUCAAAAGCAGAAAUCCUUUAAAUACUGACGAUAAUUGACAAGUCUGUUUCUAUUAUAUUGUCCCAAAUCUCAUGAAAACCAGCGUCAGACUCUGCCUGGGUAGCUGUAGGUGCAGGUAGCUUUCACAUCAAGGUUUCAGUUUGUGUAAUGGAAAUAAGGAUUGUGUUGAUUUGUGUUCAGGAAAAAGACUAAUGAUAACACUUGCUAUAGGCCAGUAUCUAACACUAACACCAGUCAUUUUUUACAUUUCAUGUUGAAUUUACACAUAAUAUAGAAGGUCAGUUUUUCAGUUGUGGUGAUUAGAGGCAUAGUCACCCAUCGUGUAAAGGGAUAUGGCGAUUUAAAAACACAACCAGUACGAUACUGUGCAAUAUGAAAUAAAAUACAAAGUGUUUAUGUUGUGUGUAUGUAAAUUGUUGUCUUUUAAACUACAAAUGAUCCCCUCUUGUGAACUCUGUAAAUGACUUGUAGUGAAGCAUUACGUUGCAGGUCACCUCAUGGACAGUACUGGUCUGACCUGCCUUUACUGUUUUCCAAUGUGACUGGACUUCCACUUGAGCAGUGAUCACUAAACAUUUACAUUAAAUGACUCUUGAACACUUAACCUCAACUAAACAAAAGUACAAAGUAAAUCAUUUCCUAGACAUCCAUCUUGUAGAUUUAUAUGUAUUUAUAUUGUGUAACAUUGUACUCUUGAUUAUGUGAAAACUAUGAUUAAUGUGCCAUAAUGUCAACCUACAGUGAACACUGGAAUUCUACUGUAGCACUUUAAAAUGGACGACAUGUAAAAAUACUGACACCAUUAAAAUUCAUUUUUCCACAAA
This is a messenger RNA of Seriola aureovittata, 3529 nucleotides long. It is a transcript of the gene snx24, whose product is annotated as sorting nexin 24. The transcript is spliced from 7 exons. Gene Ontology annotation, molecular function: phosphatidylinositol phosphate binding. NCBI's taxonomy places the organism in Eukaryota, Metazoa, Chordata, Actinopteri, Carangiformes, Carangidae. The coding region runs from base 818 to 1336 and encodes 172 amino acids. The record is from RefSeq and is a predicted model, not a curated record.